CUUGUGGAUAUUGUGUUUUUAUUUUGUUCAGUGCUUGAACAUAGAGUUGUACAGAAGAAUAUUGAAGAGGAGACUGUGCUUGAGACUAGGAAACAAAAUUGCGACUUGGAAUACUUUGUGGGAUCAUCUUACCGGAUUCCACAAUGUUGGAGACUCUUGCAGCAGACCUUCUUAGUCGGUUUCUGGGACAGUAUAUAGAAGGUUUGGAAACUAAAAAUGUGAGUUUAGGCCUUUGGUCAGGAAAACUUUGUCUUCGUUCGUUGGCACUGAGGCCAGAGGCACUAUCGGUUUUCAUGGCUUCUUUAGGGCUAGACUUGGGUGCUUCUGUGAGACGCGGAGAAAUUGCAGAAUUGGAAAUCUUAGUACCUUGGAAAAAUAUAUGGAGUAACUCCUCUGUUAUCUCUUUAAAGGGGUUGCGACUAGAAGCUGUACCUGUUAGUGCAUCUGUUUCAACACAGGACCAAAACUCCUAUGCACAACGUAGGAAACGUGCUAGGCUGGCAGCAGAUGAAGCUCUCAGAGAAACAAAAAGACAAGCACUCUUGGAACUGAGUAGUAGCGUCAAACAGGACGCAAAUAGUAACAGCAAUUCGGCCACUUGGUAUCAACGUCUGCUUACUCGGGUUAUCAGCAGAAUACAGAUAGACAUUUCAGAUAUUGUUGUGAAAUAUGUUCUGGAUGAAGGAAACAGCUUUCGCAUGGCAAGUUACUUUCAUCUCAAGUUUAUGUCUGUUGUUUCCACCGAUAGAAGUUGGGAACAAAAUCUGGGAGAAGUAUCAGAAGGUCCUAUCCUCUACAAGGUUGUAAAUAUACAGGAUCUUUCAUUUUAUAUUGGAAAAGACGUCUUUAACGAAUCAGCAGUAUUUGAAGAAGACAUUCUUAACAUUGUGAAUUCGGAAAGUAAUCAAAGGUAUAAACUGUUUGGUCCUUUUUCUGCAACUUUACAAGCGAAAUUGCGGAAUCCUAUGGAAGAUAUGAAAGAAGACCAACCCAUUCCUAAUGCUGUUCUGUAUUUAUGUGUCCAUAACUUUGACUGUUCAUUGGAUAGACUGCAAUAUAUAAGCAUGAUGAAGUUAUUGGAAGCUUUUUCGCAAAAGACAACUAAGCCUGAGAAUGCAAUAGAAAAGUGGAAGUGGAUUGUUGAACAAAUAUUUCCUGGUCUUGGUCAAAGAAUCAAGCAGGAAAAAAAUCUUCAAGUAGAAGCAAUGAAGUUAAGGAGGUUGCGUAUGCUUGAAUAUUUUGAGUUGCGUGAAAAAUAUUUGUUACAAAGGUAUUCUAAACUGAAACAAGAUAGUAAUACGAAAGGUAUUAUGUAUCCUAAACGACUUGAGGAGUUGGAAGAUGUAUUGGAAUUGGAUGAUAUCCUAUUGUAUCGUAGUAUAAUUGAUGAAAAGUUAAAUUCUAUUACGGUUCCUAUUAACUCUUUGUCUCAAAAUGAUGAAGUGAACUCGAAUAAGAGUGAUACUACAAGUAAUGUUGGUUGGUUGCAAUGGAUGUCAUCAUAUUUUACCUCCAAACAAGAAGAACCGAAACAUUCUGUGUCUUCAUCUGAUAAUAGUCUCAAGACUGCAGAGGAAGGCCCUGGUGAUGUUUUUCCCGUAGAUGAUAAGGCUUCCUUACAGUAUAGUAUCUCUGACUUUGCUGAUUCCAAUAACAAUGUUCAUGAUUGCAGUUUAUUUCGUGUAGAUGUGGUUAUCGAAAAAGCAGUCUUUUUAGUUUGUGAUAAUGGAUUAGAAGAAGAGAAACAACCCUUUGCAAGGAUGCUUCUUGGAGGUUUGUCUUUUGGUUUUGAGAAACGUUUUUCAGGGACUAUUCGACUUGAUUUGCUUUUCAACUAUUUCUCGAUUGUUGAUUGUCGUAAUCAGGGUGGUUCUAUGUUGAUAAGUCGAAAGUGUAGGGAAGAAGAAAGUAGCAGUUUAUCAUCCAAAGUAGAUGUUGUGGAAUAUACAUUACGUGAUCAAGUGGAUUUUCUACUACAAGACCCAUUUGGGAGAGUUGAAGAAACAUCAAAAGGUGUACUUGGUGUGUUUAAAAUAGAAAUGGGUGAACAAGACGAAAGUAAUGGCGUAUACGGUAGGUUUGGUGGCAUACAAAUUUCUCUCAUCGAUCAGAGCUUUUUCAAAACAUUGUUUGGUGUUUUUGAACUUCCAAGAAAGAAAACAAAUUUAAUUGAAAGUGUUUCAGUACGUGCCAAGAAAAGUUUAUCUGAACUUCGGGAGUAUCUCGAGUCUCGUUUAUACGAAAGAAAGAAGCGUUUUCAGAUGAAGAUUUUAAUAGAAGGUCCAUCGAUCUUUCUUAGUUCUUCAAAGAGAGGCGAUGGUGUAUGGUUCAAUUUUGACACUUUGAAAUUGAAGAAUUGUUCACAUGAGGCACUUGAGUCUAACCAAAUGAUUGUGUACAAGUCAAUACAAGAUAUGUCUUCACUCUUUGGUUUCUAUCAACUUGAAUUGAACGACUUAGAUAUCAAAUAUAUGGAAACUAUAAGUGAAUCUGAUGCGACGUGUAUUGUUGUGUUAAAGUUGGAGCGAGCAAUUUUGUAUUUUGUGACUUUGUUGGAUGCCAUUACGGCUUCAAGUUGCAAUGAGCUUCCACUUUUUAUUAAGAACUGUCACUAUAGACCGCUUGCUUGCCUUGUUGGAGAACUUCCUGCUUUGAAUUUUCAUAUCGUUCCUCAGUUUUGUAUGUUUUUCAAGGAGCUUUUGCAAGAUGGAUGGUUUAUGGAAUAUAGCAAAUAUAGACAAACUGAGCAGUUGGAAACUCAUCCAACUAUUGACAGAGCAGUUAGCUCGUCUUUGGAAGUAGUUGAAGAAGCAUCGACCGAUAGAAGAAUUGAACACCUUACAUAUUUUACUUUGCAGUUGAUGAUGCCACAGAUUAAUGUUUCUAUUGGAAGUCGUCAAGGAAAUGUGGGUUUGAAGGCCAGUUUGUUCGAAUUGACCUUGUGCUUGUCGUUUCUUUUUGACAAGAAGCAAUUUUCAUGUAGUUUUGAAAGGUUUUUAUUGAAGCAAUUAUUUUCUAGACAGCAACCGCAGAAUUUAUUUAUUUGUGAAGACCAAGUUCGCUAUGCAAAGAAUUAUGGUGCUCUUUGCAUAGAUGCAAAUUUUCAUCCUAAUCCUGCUGAAGACAGGGUCCAUGUUCGUAUCAUAUCCAUAAAAAUGAUUCUCGAGCCUUCAGUUUAUGCAGAUAUUGGAAGGAUGGGAUACGACGAACUUUUUUCAAAGCAUAGGGGUCGUACCACCUUUGAUAAUCUUGAUGACUUUAAAAAGCAGGAUAAAGUUGUUGAAAGUGAAAUGCUCUUUCCGAAACGAAAAGUAUCCGUCGACUUUGUUUUUGAAGAAUUGACUUUUGAAAUCGAACGAAAUCGUUUGCCAUUUGCUAUACUUACUAUCUCGCAACUUGGUGGUAAUUUAAACCAUGAGGAUACAAUUGGUUUCCAAGGACAAGGAAUAUUUGAUAAUAUUACUCUUUACAACAUGUCAACGGAAUUGGAAGUUUCAAAGAAAGUAUUGAACGUUCCAAUAUCAGAUUGUCGUGGUCGUUGGAAGUUAGGUUCGUUGGUAACUGCUGUGAAUUUAGAAGACAGUCAGAGUUUUGUAGACAUUCCAGAACUGCAAAUUACAACAAAUGAUUUUCAUUUGAUAUUUCUUUCUUCCUUCUGGACUGAACUCAAGGCUCAAGUGACAAAGACCAUGGAAAAUUUAUUUCCUUCGAACGGUUCCGAACGAUCCGGAACUGGUAAAGAGUAUCCGAAAUAUGCCCCUUUUUUGUUAUGGUUGAUCUCUAAUAUUUUUGAGCUUGAUAUUCCUCGCAGUUCAUCUUGUAAAGAUGCUGUCAGGUUGAAAGCUGAAAAUCUCCACCUGAAGAACAAAUUGCAAAUGGCUGUCAAUUACAAUAUAGGCUUGUCAAUUACGACAGGUUCUGUUGAUGGUAUGCUGUAUCAAAUGACAGUUGAAUCGGAAAUACCAUCAAAAAAGGAAGCUUUUUGUGAAUCAUUUCUAUUGGACGCCGUCUUAGAAUUUGAUAUUGAUACUGCCUCAUGUUAUGACUGGACCUCGUCAGAUACGACGGAACCUCCUCCUGAUGUAUUUAUCCGAAUGAAGUCAAUACGGCACACCAUGUUUCAUGUAUCUGAAGUUCAGUAUACUACGUUGUGUCACAUUCUAUAUGGAAAUUUAUCGGAGGAUAUCGAGAAAGAAAAUAUUGCAAAUCUUAUCUGCCGUCGCAAGUCAGAAGACUCGGAAUUGUCUUCGAGCCCUGAGAAUAUGUUACCCGGUGAAUGGUUAUUACCUCGACGCUCCCCUAGUAAGAUACCUGUUGGGUAUAGAGCGAUACUGGAAUUCCCUCAAUUGAGUUUAUCAUUGUUUUCUGGUGGUUUUGACAGUCAUUCCCAUUAUGCUAUCGCAGAUAUAGAUUUCCAUAGGAUGAGUUUUUUUAUAGACUAUUAUGAUGAUGGUCGUUUGAGUGUGGAGGCUUCUGCUAUUCAUGCUACCAUGUUGGAUACAAGACCAUGUUCUCUUUAUCGUACAACUUUAGUUAUGCCUGAUAGAGAACUUCAAAAGGACAACCAACCUCUUCUUGUCAUGAAAUAUUAUGGAUGGCCGGAAGCGGCUUCUGUGUAUUCAUUUUCAUUCUCCUCUUUGAAAUUUUUUGUGGUUGCAGACUUUAUUCGUAGUAUAUAUCGACUAUCGAUUCCUUUUACAAAUGCUCACUAUGAUCCUUGGUUACUUCGACCAGAGUCUUGGGAAGAAUCAACAAGAGUUUUCGAUCAACCAUAUUAUGGUAAACAAAUUACUGUUGUCUUUUCGAAUUGUCAAUUUUAUUUUCCUGCCGAUUUAUCCCGUUCAGAUAGUCAUGCAUUGGUUUUAGGAGGAGAUCUUGUUUCAAAGUAUGACAUUUCAUCAGAAGAAUCUGGAGUCUAUCAUUUUAUUGGAAAAAACAUGCAUGUUUUGUUGGGUUCGAUUUCCGAACCCAAUCUUCUAAAAGCACUGUAUCCAUUUGAACUCACUAUUGACUACAGUUUUGGUUCCGACUUGAGAGUGCUUCGAGUCAAUGUGGAUUCCAUAUUGUGUCGACUUGGUAUUCACGAUGCUCCCAUCGUGUUUUCAGUAAUCUGGAGACUUUUCGUAGCUGAUGCCGAACAGUUGUCUACGAAACGAGACAAGUGUAUUUCUGAUGAUGUCCUUGUAGGAGAAGAUCAUCAUUUAUGUGAAGCUGAAGCAUCCAAAAUUCCUAUUGACUUUCAAUGUAAUGUUCAAGGAAUAAGACUGAUUGCAUUGGAAGAGUCGAGAAAUUCUUGCGUUCCAGUGUUAGAAGCUCGUGUCGAUAGAUUACGAGGGACUUUUCGAGACUUUCUAUGUGGUCAAGUCAAACUUGAAGUUGCUGUAUUUCUCUUUUAUGAAAAGAAGGGUUGGUGGGAACCCGUUUUAGAACGUUGGCCUUGUAAUCUCAAUUUUUCCAUUGGGUCUAAAAACACAUUGGUGUUAGAGUUGCUUUCGGAACAUCGCCUAAAUAUCAAUAGUACUCAAGUAGCAGUGGAAGGUGUAUUGAAAGCAGUCGAAAGCUUUCGUCACUUGAUUCAACACAUUCAGCAGACAGAUUUAUAUUGUACGAGAACUGAGUACAUGAUUUCCAAGGAUAGACCAAGUGUUGCAGCUUUUGUCGUACAUAAUGCAUUGGGUGUACCUAUUUCACUGACAUUUCCUUAUGACUCGAGUCGUUAUGUUUGUUGGGAAGGAGAAGAAAAGGAAGUUGAUAUCCGAACAGAUGAGUUAAUAAGGGCUUUAACUGCCGUUUCUUCUCAAGAUACCGAUAUCAAUCAAUUAGAGUUUAUCAAUAGCUGCACUGUUCAAGUUCCAGGUUACGAUGUUUUGACCCUCUCUGCCUCUGAAUAUGGUGUUCACCUUGUCUCAUUACAUUCCGUGGAUGCUAAUGCCGCACAGUCUUCUUCCAAUUUAGUGGUUGAUGAAGACAACCAACCGUAUAUCAUGAAGGACACCAUUGCAGUGUGGGAUGUGUCUAUGAAGGAUGGUUGUCCUUAUUGUACUUUGCGCUCAAGAUAUCGACUAUUGAAUAAGACUUCUAUUAAAGUUGAAGUAACCUAUGGCCGCAACUUACAGAUGUACAGUAUUUUACCUGGAGAGGCUUGGUCGCCUCCUCUUGGCUUUGAAUAUGAGCCCAUUUAUCUAAGACCUUGUAUCAACGGUGGAAUUCAUUUUGAUGGUGAAGAGUUGGCAAAUGAAUGCGAGAAGCGAAUUUUUUCUUGGAGUAGUGCAUUGGAAUCUUUCCAUGAGUUUUGGAAAAAGGCCAUGUUAGUCACACGAGAGGAAAGAAAGAUGUCGAGAAAAUGGGGCUUUGACAACUACUCAGCUGAAGACUUUAUGCGUCAUAUGGACAAAUUUAUCUCGUUGGUCUGCUGUGUUUCAGAUUUGGAGGAUUCUAAUGCCGCAAACACUUGUUUGGACGAAUUCUAUUUCCUUCUGUUUCCACGAGUGGACGAAAAACGCCCCUUUGGUUGGGAAAACGGUUGGUUGGACUUGGAAAUACAUCCUCCGUUAACUAUUCAGAAUGGACUACCACGAGAAGUAGCCUUUAGACUAAGAAAACCCAAAGGUCGUGUCUCUCGAAUUUUUCAUUCAGUUGAAGAAGAAUCGUUUGGUUUCGUGGAGGGAAUUCUGGAGCCCUUACAAACUGCUGAAGUAUUUUCACUUUCUCAUGAAAUUGGGGAAAAUACUUUAAGUUUAAGAUAUGAUAAUCUAUCUAGGCCUUGUCGAGGGAAACCUAAUUAUGAAGGAUUUAUGAAAAGAGCAGAUACUCCUGAUUGGGGUCAAAGUGUUGUUUUGCACCCUAAUAAUCGUGUGGAGUUGUUUUCAUUUUCUGGAAGUGAAUCUUUCUUACCGAGAGGUCUCAAUCUUCGUAGUCAGAAGGUGUUUGCACGUCUUGAGUUGACAGAUGACGAUAGGAGAGUGGGUCAUCAUUUUAGAAUAGUAGCAGAAUACUGGCUGAGAAACAAAUCGAGUUCUGCAAUCAAUGUCAGAGUAGUCAGUAAUGAUGCUAUAUCAUUCUUCUCUUUGGCUCCUUGUCCUCCAGGAGAACCUGUAGAUCCAUUUGUUGUUUUUGAUGGUAACGAAAUUGCAUUUGCUGUUGCAGGCUACGACAAUUAUAUACCCUUAAUGGAACCUUUGGCAAAUGUGGACAAGCCCUUGGAACUGAAUUUACAACAAGGCAAUUAUAUUUUGGAUGUGAGACCAGGAAAGGGGAGCUUUGGACAAUCUCUCGUAGCAACUAUUCGAGAUUGCCUACGCAUUGAAAACUCUACAAAGUUUCUUUUCCAAUGGUGCCAGUCACAUUCGAUGAAGACAAGUAAGAAAGAAGAUGCAAUGACAACUAUAAUGGGAGUUGAUGAAGAUUUAGUACAUGAUAUACCUCCUGGGAAAUUUGUUGCAGUACAUUGGGACUUCAAUGACAAGGAAAGGCUGCUUAGUCUACGACGAACAGAAGACAGAUACUCACGAGAAUGGCAAUGGAGUAGACCUUUGAAUCCUGACUAUCAUGGAGAUGUAUUUUUAAAGAUGUAUUCACCCAAACGUCAUGAACAGUAUAUUCCUGUGGUCAGAAUACAAACUCCAAUUGGAGGGUCUAAGAAAAUUGUUAUAUUAGAGGAGGAUAGGAGAUAUCCGCCGUAUCAAAUAGUGAAUCUAUGCCGUACUCGUGCUAUUGCGUUUCAUCAAGUUGGUACAAGUCAGGAUUUUCCACCUUGGCUGGUUCGACCAGGACGAACUUCAAGAUAUGCAUGGGAUGAUCCUUGUGGCAUGGAAUGUAAGAAAAAGUUGUUAGCUGUAGAAGUAGUUGAGACUUCGUCUGAGAGUCGUUCAAUGUCCAACGUGAAUGGAUCGGAGAUGACUGCAAUGAGGUAUCCGGAAUUUAAUAUUAGCAUUGAUAUUGUUUCGAGAAAGUUUAACAAACAAGUUUUGCCAAAAGGUCCUGCACUUUUAUAUGCUGUCACUGUGAAUGGUCCUACCAAAGUUGUAACUUUUGUUGAUGAUGGUUCAGUUGACAUAGAUGAUCCUCUAGCAGCGCUUGCCAAGAUUACUUUUGCUGCUACCAAGUUUAUCUCGACUCCAAGCACUGGUGAUGCUCUUUGUUCUUUAGGAGAAGAUUUGAAUGCAAGACCUCAACAGGAGGCCACUGCUAUUUCAUCUAAUCAAGUUGUUGUUGCAAAGAAAGAAGAAGAGAAUGUGAACAGAGCAUGGCACUUCAGUAUUGCACUUGAUGCCGUUGGAAUAUCUUUCAUUGAUUCCACUCCUACAGAACUUGCUUAUUUGACUCUUACGAAUGUUCAUUUUGAUUAUCAGAAAACAGAAGAUUAUCAAGUGUACGAUCUAAGCAUAGGAGACUUGCAGCUUGACAAUCAACUUCCGAAUGCACCUUGGCCAGUAAUUGCUUGGCCCUCAGAACGUAGGUCAACUUCAGAAGCUUCAGAUAAUAGUGUUUCUGUACCGGAUAAUACGAAUAACAAACCUUUUUUUCAGAUAACUAUCGAAAAGUCACCCAAGACCUUUCCUGGAAUACAAGCUUUCACAGGAGUGUAUUUUGCUUUUCAAAGACUUAAUAUUUCCUUGGAUGAGUACUUCUUAAGACGUUGUUGGCCAUUUUUACAAGUUCUCCUUCGUCUAGACUCGAGUUCACAGGAGGAAUGUCUACAAGGUGAAGAUGAAGAGGAUAGAGAAGAUCGAGAUCAGAACAUGGAUUCAAACAGUCUCGUUUUUCGUGAACGUCUUUAUAUAGAAUGGUUACUCUUUGGACCAGUGCAACUUAUUGUCUCCUUUUCGUCAGCACCAUCUACGACGACUCGUUAUGGAGCUUAUAGACGACUGAUUCGAGUGUUGCUUGCCACAGUUGGAAAUGUGGAAGGGGCUGAGUUUCGGUUUAAUGCUUUAGAAUUACAUCAUGUAUUUGAUACAGAAAGUCAUCUAAGAGGACUCAUUGGAGAAUAUUAUAUUACUCAGGUCUUGGGUCAAAGAUUGAAACUCAUUUCCUCGAACAGCCUGUUAGGAAACCCUGCUGCGCUAUUUGAUUCCAUUGCACUAGGCGCAAAAGACUUUUUUGUUGAACCAUCUAAAGCGGUCGGUGGCCGAGAUUUUAUUAUUAGGUUAGAUCGUGGCUCAAGGUCGCUAGUGACUAAUACGGUUGGAGGUUUGCUCAAUUCUAUCAAUCAGAUUCCGCGUUCGCUUUCAGUUGGUUUAGCAACAGCCGUUGGAAAUCGGGAAUAUUUAGCGGAGAGAGAAAUGAAAAGAUCACGUCAACCAACUUCUGCGGUUGAUGGUUUUGUUCAAGGUGCGAAAUAUUUCGGAGAAGGUAUUUCUAAAGGCGUUUCUGGCGUCUUUCGAGAUCCUUAUCAAGGUCUUAAGCGAGAAGGAGCUAGUGGUUUCUUUAAAGGGCUGGGCAAAGGUCUCGUUGGAGGUCUAGUACAUCCAAUGACUGGUGUACUUGACUUUAUUGCGGAACCAGCUGCAGGUUUGCGAAGUAUGACUGUUGGUGGUUUACAACAAGGAGCUUUGCCUAUGAGACCGCCACGUGCUAUUGGUACGGUAAAGCAAUUGCAGUGUUACGAUGUACAUGCAGCCACUGGAAAAGCAAUCUUACAAGCUGUCAUUCGAAGUGGUGAUGAAGACCAUGAAGAGCUACUAUAUUGGAUUGAAUUGGAUAAUCUUUUCCAAUAUACUCCUAGUAAAGCAACUACCGAUGAAAAAUCCCCAGAAUGGCAACUUGCUGCCAUUGUUACUCUUUUUACAAGAUCAGGUCGUCGUGGAAAGACACUUGGAAAGGAGUUGUUGGCUGUCAAAGUUCAAGAAGCCUUGAACCAAGGUCGAACAGUUCCGGUAUCUAGUAAUUUCAGAGGAAGAGCAGCGUUGCUAACUUCUAGAAGAUUGAUGAUAACAACUUUUGAUGGAAAGGUUCUUUGGCAGCGCAAGUUGCGACAUAUAGUAGAUGCAAGAAUGACCAGUUCUGUCAGAGGCACACCAGCGUUGGCAAUCUGUGUGCUUUCAAGCAGAACUCAACAAGGUUUCUUAUGGGAAAGAAUUGACUGUCCUUCUUCAAGUGCAGUUGAAAGUCUCCGUAAGGUUAUUCUCAGGAAUAUUCGAUUUGUAAAUUCAGCCAGCUCGCCUUUACAAUAUACUACUACUUCAUCACGGGACUCAUCCUCAGCUUACAAGGGUUCAGAGAGCGAUGAGGAAGGAAGUAUAUCGGGUAGACAAAGUGAUGUUGGAGAAAGUUUGCAGGAUACUGAACAAGAAACUAGUAGUGAUAUGUUGGGUGAUAUUUUUCAUCAAGUACCAUUUUUGGAUGAAAAUAUUUCAAGUGAAACGACUUCUGUUACUCGUGGUUCACAUCAAGAUUCUGUAUCUUGCCAAGGCACAAGUCAACCGUUGGGUGGUUUGUAUCAACCAUCUCAUCCUUCCAAGUCCGUUGAUGAUGUUAUUCAAAGAGAAAUUGAUAGAUGCGUCUCAUUUCCAUCAAAUAGAAACCAAAAUGGUAAAAGAAGUCUUCGUUUGGUAAUUGCAAAUGCACUUGAAGGUCCUCUUCAUUUGGUAGAUGCGAACCUGAUUAGUGGUAUUUGGUGUCAAGAACCAACUUCUGUUAUUCCCAAUGGAAGUGCUCGAUUAUGUGAACUAGAAUGUGGCAAAGGUUUUAUGAAAGGAAUUGAAGGUUCUCUUGUAUUUGUAUUUCACUGCAGCUCAACGGAAACUCCAUGUUGGCUUACUAUUCGAUUUGUGCAUACAUUUUUUACUUCUAGCAAAUUGAAUGUAAAGGUUCCUGUAGGAAUCAGGUAUCGUGUUGUGGAAGGUGCAUCAGAACAUAGUUCUUGUAUCAUUAUUUUUACUCAUGAUAACUUUGAUACAACCAAAGUGCUGAAUAACUCAGUCUCCAUUGCUCCAGAAGAAAGAACGAAAUGUAAUACAAGUUCCUACUCCAUGAAUAGAAAUGAUUCCAAUGUCGUAGUUUCUGAUGAUGCUGUUGUAGAGCUUGCAAGUAUGGGUUUUGAUCCGGAAAAGGCUUAUCAAGUUCUUCAAUUGACAAACAGCAAUAUUUCUGAUGCUGUUCAGAUGCUUCUGGAAUGGGAUAACUCAUAAAUGAUGUGAUUGAGAUGUUUUUCUUGUACUAAUAAAACGAUGAAUUGUAUA
This is a messenger RNA of Galdieria sulphuraria, 11183 nucleotides long. Its product is annotated as vacuolar protein sorting 13-like protein. The record is from RefSeq and is a predicted model, not a curated record. The transcript has 3 exons. Bases 144 to 11132 code for a protein of 3662 amino acids. Gene Ontology annotation, cellular component: extrinsic component of membrane. Gene Ontology annotation, molecular function: protein binding. Gene Ontology annotation, biological process: protein retention in Golgi apparatus; protein targeting to vacuole. Lineage: Eukaryota; Rhodophyta; Bangiophyceae; Galdieriales; Galdieriaceae.